Molecule: messenger RNA, 795 nt
Organism: Pollicipes pollicipes
Lineage: Eukaryota; Metazoa; Arthropoda; Thecostraca; Pollicipedomorpha; Pollicipedidae
Product: guanine nucleotide-binding protein G(s) subunit alpha
Exons: 5
Coding region: 109-759 (216 amino acids)
Biological process (GO): sensory perception of chemical stimulus; adenylate cyclase-activating dopamine receptor signaling pathway
Cellular component (GO): cytoplasm; heterotrimeric G-protein complex
Molecular function (GO): G-protein beta/gamma-subunit complex binding; G protein-coupled receptor binding; GTP binding
Source: RefSeq, a predicted model, not a curated record
CCCUUCGGCGUCAGGCGGUCGUCAAGAGCGGCGGUUUCUGUAUAUUUUCCCCUGUGGUGUGCUACUGGUGCCUGCGAUUCAUAUGGAGUGUGUAGACGUCACCAUGGGAUGGUGGAAUGUGACAUAGAGGGCCAAUGUCCCCCUUCCAGUAUUUGUGUUUGUGGAAACCCUAAAGCAGACAAAAUAGGGAAUCCAGGCUGCAAGGACACCAGGCCGCGUGAAGCCCGUCCAGGCUUCCUAGCCUACCUUUGCCUGGACUGCAGGCCCUAUGACAUGGGUUGUUUUGGAAGCGCUGCAUCGAAACAAGAUGCAGAUGAAUCCAAAAAACAAAAGGAAAAGAAUAAGAAAAUUAACCAACAAAUACAGAAGGACAAGCAGGUGUACAGAGCCACUCAUCGUUUGUUAUUGUUAGGUGCUGGUGAAUCGGGCAAGAGUACGAUCGUCAAACAGAUGCGGAUACUUCACGUGAAUGGCUUCAGUGCAGAAGAGAAGAAGAAGAAAAUAGCAGACAUUAAGAAAAAUGUGCGAGACGCUAUCCUGACGAUCACCGGUGCUAUGAGCACGCUGUCGCCGCCCAUAGCGCUGGAACACUCCGACAACGAGGCCAGGGUCAACUACGUCCAGGAUGUGGCGUCCCAGCCGUACUUCGACUACCCGCCGGAAUUCUACGACCACGUCGAGGCACUCUGGCAGGACAAGGGCGUUCAGGCGUGUUACGAGAGGGCCAACGAGUACCAGCUGAUCGACUGCGCGAAGUAGUAAGUACUCCCGCCGACGGGCACGGCUUCGGGCCCC